CACAGCAGUUUAAGCUUACGGAAAGCUGUCUUUGUUUUAGAAAUGGCGUCUUGGAUGUCUACAAAGUUAUUUACCAGUUUAGUUGUGCAGCAUUGUUUCCGGAAGGUUAUUUCACCAGCUGGCGGAGUUCACAAGUACAACGUUUGUGUGACGCAGUUAUUGAUUCCUUUGGGAUGUCAGCGUUCGUACGCCACGGAAAAGAAAGUCUUCUCGCGUAGCAAACCGCAUUGCAACGUUGGUACAAUAGGACAUGUAGAUCAUGGGAAAACUACACUCACAGCAGCCAUUACAAAAGUGCUUGCAGACAAAGCUCUUGCAAAAGCAAAGGAGUACUCGGAAAUUGAUAAUGCGCCAGAAGAAAAGGCUCGUGGAAUCACCAUCAACGUUGCUCACAUAGAAUAUGAGACGGAUAAUCGACACUAUGGCCACACUGACUGCCCUGGACACGCUGAUUACAUCAAGAAUAUGAUCACAGGAACUUCGCAGAUGGAUGGAGCGAUUCUUGUUGUUGCAGCAACGGAUGGUGCAAUGCCCCAGACGAGAGAGCAUUUACUGCUGGCUAAACAAAUAGGUGUCACCGAUAUUGUGGUCUUCAUCAACAAGGUUGAUGCUGCAGAUCAAGAGAUGGUGGACCUAGUUGAGAUGGAGAUCAGGGAGUUAAUGACAGAAAUGGGCUAUGACGGAGAGAAAGUACCUUUUGUAGCCGGUUCUGCUCUAUGUGCUUUGGAAGGGAAGAGGCCGGAAAUAGGAAAGGAAGCAAUUUUAAAGCUGCUAGAAGAGGUUGAUAAACACAUACCAAAUCCAAUUCGGGACCUGGACAAGCCAUUCCUGCUGCCUGUAGAAAAUGUAUACUCUAUUCCUGGGCGAGGCACGGUGGUGACGGGCCGGCUGCAGCGGGGGAAGCUGAAGAAGGGCACCGACUGCGAGUUCAUCGGCUACAGCAAGGUGCUGAAGAGCGUGGUGACGGGCGUGGAGAUGUUCCACCAGAUCCUGGAGGAGGCGCAGGCAGGCGACCAGCUGGGGGCGCUCGUCAGGGGCCUCAAGAGGGACGACAUCCGGCGGGGCAUGGUCAUGUGCAAGCCGGGCACCUGCAAGGCGUGCGACAACGUCGAGGCUCAGGUCUACAUUCUAAACAAGGAAGAAGGAGGUAGAAAUAAGCCAUUCACAUCUUUCAUCCAGCUGCAGAUGUUUUCCAUGACAUGGGACUGUGCCACUCAAGUCAUAAUACCUGAGAAGGAAAUGGUUAUGCCAGGAGAGGAUUCCAAGUUGGUGUUGAAGAUGUUGCGGCCAAUGGUGUUGGAACAAGGUCAAAGGUUCACCCUGCGUGAUGGUUCGUUAACCCUGGGCACCGGCGUAGUCACCAAGAUCUUGCCUGCACUCUCAGAAAAGGACCGACUAGAACUGACAGCAGGAAAGAAGGCUCGCGCUGCAGCAAAGAAUUAAUUCAAAAGUACAUCACAUAUUAAUGCCAGACAAAUCCAGUACUGCAUUGUCAUCUCAAGUAAAUCUUUAACAGUGAUGCCUAAAUUAUGCUUCACUUAACAUCUCUGUAGUAAAAUUUGUUAUUGUCUUUUGUUAAUAAAAUUAUUUAAAACAUUA
This is a messenger RNA of Bacillus rossius redtenbacheri, 1599 nucleotides long. It is a transcript of the gene mEFTu1, whose product is annotated as elongation factor Tu, mitochondrial. Gene Ontology annotation, molecular function: GTP binding; translation elongation factor activity; GTPase activity. Gene Ontology annotation, biological process: mitochondrial translational elongation. NCBI's taxonomy places the organism in Eukaryota, Metazoa, Arthropoda, Insecta, Phasmatodea, Bacillidae. Gene Ontology annotation, cellular component: mitochondrion. The record is from RefSeq and is a predicted model, not a curated record. Bases 43 to 1443 code for a protein of 466 amino acids. The transcript is spliced from 10 exons.